Molecule: messenger RNA, 966 nt
Organism: Exaiptasia diaphana
Lineage: Eukaryota; Metazoa; Cnidaria; Anthozoa; Actiniaria; Aiptasiidae
Exons: 12
Coding region: 17-877 (286 amino acids)
Source: RefSeq, a predicted model, not a curated record
ACUGUUUCAUUUUAGCAUGAAACUUGAAGUUUACAACCAAAUAUUGUCUAUUAUGCAUAAGGAUGGCUCUCGGGAUUGCCUUAAAGYAAUUGCACUGCAAUUUACAGGAGUGACAUAUAAUACACUUAUAAGUAUCUAUUCCCAAGAUUAUCAGAAAAAAACUCGAAAAAAUCAUCAUCGCCAUCAUAAACCWGAAGUGAUGGAGGAAUACUACAACAGGUAUCUGCAAGGAAUCUCAGAAAAAUCURAUGAACCUGUUAUGUUAAGAAUUGCAGAAGAGGUUGACCUCUCUCAUGCGCUGUUUGCCCGUAUUGUAUUAGAGAGACAUCUGGCACACACAUGUUACAAUGGAGAAAAUGCUCCUAGAGCAGUGGUCAGUCAGAUUAUCAAAGAUCCAAGCUUGCUUGAGGACAAAACAAUGGCAUAUGAAAUACAGCAGUGCAUUCUAAAUGACCCCAACUAUGGACCAUUGGUGGACAAUAUCAAAAGAUCCAUUGGUUACGAAUAUGAACUUAUUCUGAAAGAAAAGCUUCAGAACAGAGAUAUUCCAUUUAUUAGUGAAGAGGACAUGCGAGCCAGAGGCUAUGACAAGACACCUGACUUCAAACUUGAAAUUCCUAUUGCCGUAGAUGGCUAUGUUGUCAACUGGAUUGAAAGCAAAGCAUCUUUUGGUGAUGAAUACAGUAACCAAACAUACCUAAAAGAACAAUUUUGGAGCUACUGGAAUAGGUUUGGAUCCGGUUUGGUGAUCUAUUGGUUUGGGUUCAUUGAUGAGUUGGACUGUAACCGAGACCGCGGUAUUGUAAUUAUGGACUCCUUUCCAUCAAACAUUGUARCUAUAGAUAGUUUAUUAGCUGAAGAAGAACAAGGCAAAUAAUGCGAAUUACAGUAAUUUUAGUAAAAGUCGCUCAGUAUCGCCUCUCGCUCUUCGCAAUAUCCUCCUUCCCUUGAUGCAUUGCGAGUGAG